Molecule: messenger RNA, 1218 nt
Organism: Penicillium canariense
Lineage: Eukaryota; Fungi; Ascomycota; Eurotiomycetes; Eurotiales; Aspergillaceae
Exons: 5
Coding region: 1-1218 (405 amino acids)
Source: RefSeq, a predicted model, not a curated record
AUGAACGAUAUGCAGAACACGAUUGGGGACUUUUCGUCCAUAUUUGCGCCCCAAAAUAAAGAUAAUACCUUGGCGCUCAAGAUCCUCUUAGACGCGAUUGUCAUGAUUACCGCUAUUGGUUCUUCCUAUGCUUGGGGAUUCGCCUUCAUUGAGGCAGGUAUUGUGGCAAAGGAGUAUGCUGGUAUAAGCAAGGAUAUCACCAAUGCUGCCGUCAACUCAUUCGCCCUCGGUGCUACCAAGGAUAGCUUGAGUUCCACUGCAAAUGUGUUGGGAACUCAGAACACCCUCUCUGCAGCUCUCGGGGCAUUCUUCGAACUGUGGGAAUCAAUGGAGAGUGAAUACGUUAAGACCCUCUUUGACGGUUCCAACGAUGCCGAUUCUAUAGUGGCCCUGCAAAGUCUGAUUGGCGCAGGUGACUUACUUGUGCUUCCAUCGAACCUAGACCUCAGCGGCCUCACCGGGCAGGCAGAGAAGAUCUUAUACGGCCAGCUGAUUCCCGCAGGAUGGUCUGUUUCUCCCCAGAAUCUUCACCCUGUGAUCCUCCGCAAGCCAGGUAGCUGCAGCGUAUCUCCUGACUCGGAUAUGCUUCAAUAUAUGGAUCAGGAUACCCUCAAGGGCGGGUAUGUCUGUUACAAUGGCGACGCUUUCUACGUUGUCAAUGCCGAAAUUUCAGUCCAGGGUAGUGACAAUCCCACGUAUUCCUUCACAGGCCUUCCUGGUGGUACCCAUUCCCAACUUAAUGGAAAUUCAUGGGGUGGUGUGAUCCUAGAGGACAUGGUGCAGAGCUCCUACGAUGCUUACACCCUGAACGGUGACCAGAAUGGCUAUGUGAUGCCAUAUGUCUCCAGUAUUAUUGACGGCAAAGGCACAGAGGGUGACGUUGUCUUCCAGAAUGGAAUCCGGACCCCCGGCUUCUUCAGCCUGCCCAUAUGUGAUGAUGUCGAAUCUGCUGUUAGGAACACAAUCACGAGCAGCCCCUCCGCAGAUCAAGGAACAACUAACACCUCUGCUACCAUCUAUGCCCAGUUCGACGGCAGCGAUAAACUCGACUACAUGGUGGUUCCCAGAUGCGUGCUUAACGCUACAUGGCCGCGUAGCUAUGGCGAUGUCUACUUUGGCCAGAAUAACUGCCUCUACGACUCGACUGGCACGGUAAUCAACGGCCAGUGCUGCACGGAGAAGAACACCCAGUCUGUGGUCAAUCCAUACUAUGGCUAG